Molecule: messenger RNA, 3478 nt
Organism: Marchantia polymorpha subsp. ruderalis
Lineage: Eukaryota; Viridiplantae; Streptophyta; Marchantiopsida; Marchantiales; Marchantiaceae
Source: the annotation of a GenBank genome assembly
AAUGAAUGAAGGAAGGAAGGAAGGGAGGAGGAGGAGGAGGAGGCCCGCAGGGAUCGGAAUUAGAGACGCAGGAGAAGACCGCGUCUGGAAAGGAGCAAGAGGCAGGAAUGAUUCGAUGAGAGGGAGAGAAAAUGAAAGCCGAAGAAGCUCGUGCGCAAGAUUUGCAGCUGCUGCAGGUUCUGUGCUCCGUACGGUCCAAACUCCGGGCUCCCCCUGCAGCAGCAAGGCCGGCAGCAAAUGAGCUCUCGCAGCGGUAGCCUUGGCAUCCGAGGAUUUGGAUUCGAUCGCAGAUAAGCAAGCCUGGCUGCCUGCCGUGGUGAUUUGAUCUGAGAGCUGAUCGGUAGCGGAGAGUGGGAAUUUGAGGAACGGAUUUGGCGGAGGGGUUUUGAAGAAGGACGAGAAAGAUUGGAGUCAAAGGGAGAGGUUGAAUUGACGUGACAGGGAAGGAUGGCUGUGAGACUGUCGCUGCGGCAGGGUCCGUCGGACUCCGAGUUGCAGGAGGGCUGUGGGUUGCCCUGGGGGGCGACGAUCACCCCGUUCGCUGCUGUGGACGAGCAGGGCAGGGAGCCUGCUCACGGAUUGCACGCGCAGGACCUGCCCCGCUGCGAUAGUUGCUAUGCUUACAUCAAUGUGCUCUGUGAGAUGGAGCGCUGGUCCUGGACCUGUUCCUUGUGUGGGAAUUUGAAUGGGCUUCCCAAUGAUGUCGCUGAUCGUUACGCUCACACUCCAUCCUGCCCCGAGCUCUCUUCUUCCUUGGUCGACUUUGAUCUUGAUGAUGAGGAUGAUGUCGUUCGGGGACAAGAUUUUCAAGGACGACCGGUUUUUGUUGCAGCUGUCGACCUGUCAGCUUCUGAAGAAUUUCUGGAACUCGUCAAGAGUGCCCUCCUAGCAGCUCUUGAAGCUAUAAGUCCUGGGUCAUUAUUCGGCCUUGUUACUUUCAGCCAUAAGAUAGGUCUUUAUGAUAUACAAGGAGCGGUUCCUGUCGUAAAACAGGUCAUCAUUCCAGGAGAAUUGGAGGCCCGAAUUCCGGUGGAUCUUGAAAGUAUCAUGCCGCUCCAAUCUUUCUUAGCUCCUGUGGAGGCUAACAAGGAGAACAUUGCUUCAGCACUUGAAACACUGAAGCCCACCAGCUCAUGGGAGAGAGCAACUGCUGCAGGACAAAGUACAGAGGGUGUAACUAUGGGGGGCAGGGGGUUUGGUAUGGCUAUGGACUCUCUCAUCAAGUAUCUUGGAGCUGAGCGGGGUGCCACCUUUGCACUUGCCAGAGUCUUUGCAUUUCUUUCAGGUCCUCCAGAUCAUGGGGCUGGACAGUUAGACACUCAACGCUAUGGUGAACAAUAUGCAAGCAAGGGAGAAGAUGCCGAUAAAGCUUUGCUUCCAGAGCAAACUCCUUUCUAUAAAGAUCUUGCUGCAUUGGCAGUAGCAGCUGGAGUUUGCGUGGAUCUUUUCGCAAUCACGAAUGAAUACACGGAUUUGGCCUCACUGAAGUUUCUGAGUAUCGAAAGUGGAGGCGGAUUAUUCUUGUACUCCAACACGGAUGAGGCAACUCUACCACAGGACCUAUACCGGAUGCUUAAUCGACCUUACGCCUUUCAAUGCGCGUUGCGUGUCCGAACAUCUACGGAGUUCAAGGCUGCUCGUGUUUACGGUCAUUUCUUCCCAGAUCCACAAUACGAGAACCUUCAGCACAUCAUAUGCUGUGAUCAAUACGCCACGUAUGCACUGGACUUUGAAUUUGCUGGUCCUCAAGGAUUUAGCAGGAAUAAUGAAGCUCCUCCUGUGGCGCAAGUUGCAUUCAAGUACACAGUGAUGCUCCCUGUGGACGACGAUGAGAAGUAUUACAAGACCGAUGCCAACAAUGGGAAUGCAAACGGGACUGCAUCGAAAGGACAACGUUACGUGUUGAAGAGACGACUGAGAGUGCGAACAGUGGAACUCGGCCUCUCACGUAACAUCUAUGAAUUAUAUGAAAGUGCGGAUCCUGAAGUAAUUCUAACCAUUUUGACUCAUAAGAUUAUUCAGGCCUCCUUAAAUGACGGUGUGAAGGAAGGUCGUUUAUUGCUGCAUGAUUGGCUCGUCAUCCUUACUGCCCAAUACAACGAGUUUUAUAAGUUGGCACGCUUUAGCCAACCUAACACUUUCAGCAGACUCGAUGUUGCGUUCUCAAGUUGUCCUCAAUUGCAGCCACUGCCUAGACAUGUUUUUGCUUUACUAAGGAGUCCACUGCUUCGCCUUCACGAGGAAGGUGUCCAUCCUGACUUCCGAAUUUAUCUUCAGUGCCUCUCCAGUGCCUUGGAGCCGUCUUUUCUUCUCCGAUCGGUGUAUCCUAUAUUAUCUUCAUACACGACUCCAGACAAGCAGGCAUAUCCCAGACAUUCUCUCAGUCGUGCAGCCCUCAUCACGAGUGGGAGUCCAAUAUUCUUUAUGGACGCGUUCACCACUUUGAUCGUGUACUAUUCACCCACGGCAGACCCAUCCCUGCCUUUUCCUCCUCCUCAAAAUUGUCAAUUGCGUGCACUCAUCAACAAAUUGAAACAAGAGAGAAAUAUCACUCCCAAGUUGCUGAUGAUCAGGGGAGGGCAUGACAAUACUGAGCCAUUUGAGCGAUACUUGAUUGAGGAGCAAGAUGUCGAUGGAUCUGGAUUGGGAACGGGAAUGGGCUUUGUUUCUUUCUUGGAUCAAAUAGGACGUGAUGUGAUGCAAUAUUUGAAGUAAAGAAAUGUGUUCUACAAAACAUGAAGGAUCAUGGAUGAACUGCAUCUCUUGCUGCUACCGAACUACUUACCAGGACGGCGAAGGAGAAGAGGCCUGCUUAUGACCAAUUUGAGAUGGGUAGUUUCAGCAGUCACAGAAUAUCGUGAGUUUCUCCUUCAUGAAGCUUCAACCGUGAACACAGAACUGUUCGACAUGGAAAAUUUCAGGUUUAAUGCAGAUGAUCCUUGGCUGUGAUUAUUCAAUAUGUUUACAUGACGGGCCUGUCAACAGACAUAGGUUUCUCAAGUGUUUUCGGCCAACGUCCACCUGGUUGAGCUUGUUUCGGUCCCAUUUCAGAUUUACUGGUGAUAGCAGCGGCUGCUUGAUUUACAUAUUCGAGGGCCAUCGAGCUGAGAGAGUGGAUGCUCGUAUGAAGUAUUUCGGUUGACACGUUUGGAAUUGGGAAUAACUUCGAUCUACGGAAGUAAGAGCCUACAAUGUAGUUCUCAUAUCUUCUAUACAGUAUUUACGUCUUCAUUUCACCCGUCUGUCAAUACCAGCACUGCUUACAUUCCGGAAUCUACGGCCAUAGGAGCACGGGGGGCAAAUACUGGUGAAGGUGUACGGAACUCGAGCUUGUUAUAUGGUCCAUAAGUACUUCAAAUGAUAUACUUCAAAUGUAAUUCUGGGAUUCUGAGAUCGGAGCACAGAGUCAAGAUUUCAUUAGUGAUUAGUGCGUUUGUUUACCGCGGCCUGCGAGCAGGUUAAGCGUUCGCGGCUAUCU